AUGGCGUGCGACUACCCCGAUGGCGUUAGUUACAAGGCCUGGAACUGCAUCUCCUACAUAUCUAGCGGCACGCUCUCACGCGAGAUCCUCACUGCCGUCUCGGUUAUACAACCAAACUACCACUAUCCAUCUAACCCGGAAUCUCGUCGUUCUGAGUGGACCAACUUCUCGUCGUCGACUUAA
Trichoderma reesei QM6a is the source of this 183-nucleotide messenger RNA. RefSeq lists its product as uncharacterized. The transcript is spliced from 4 exons. The coding region runs from base 1 to 183 and encodes 60 amino acids. NCBI's taxonomy places the organism in Eukaryota, Fungi, Ascomycota, Sordariomycetes, Hypocreales, Hypocreaceae. The record is from RefSeq and is a predicted model, not a curated record.